Molecule: messenger RNA, 6381 nt
Organism: Symbiodinium natans
Lineage: Eukaryota; Dinophyceae; Suessiales; Symbiodiniaceae
Source: the annotation of a GenBank genome assembly
AUGCAGCUGCAGGCUGUUCAGGGCAUUCAGAGCAGCGCUGUAAAGGCCCUCGCCAAAAACGGCGCGGAGGAGCUGCUCCAAGCUCUGCCCGUCGGGGUCGACUGCGGUAACCUGCUGGCCUGCGUGGUGGAGGCAGGCCUGGGCAUACUUGCAGAUGCAAGUGAAGCCAGCGGCGAAACGGAGGCCCUUGUGCUGGGUGUCUUGAGGGACGCGGUCACAUUGCGGUGCUACGCCGCACCGCUGAGUGCCGCGGUGCUCCAGGCUUACAUGGCGGCGAUUGCGGGGAUCAGCUCCGCGAAGGAGCGGAAGCGAAUCACGAAGGUCUACCAGGAGCCCGUGCAGCUCCUCGGUGACACAGUUCCCGCAGCACUGGCGGAGGCCUUCCGCUGGACCGUGGACCAGGCGCUGGCCCUGGAGGUGGACGCGGAGCCGCUGGUGAACCUGCUGGCCCCUGCCUGCGCGGCUGUCCCAGACGAUGGCGACGCUUCAGAGAAGCUCGUCCCAGCCGUGCAGGCCUUCCACCACAAGUCGGCCAAAGUUCGAUCCCGGGCAGUUCAGAAGGCGGUUGCGGAACUUGCCGAGCUGCCUGAGAAGGGUGGGGAAGGUGCGCAAGAGCGGUGCCGCCUGAUGGCCAGCUUGGCUCUUCAGGUGGUGAAUGACGAGAAUGCGGAGGUUGUGGCAGUGGCCCUGAAGCAGGAAGCUUUGUGGACCUCCGGCGAGGUUGCCCCGAGCAUGGCCACCUCCGUGCUAAGCACCGCUCUUCGCAGGCUUCUCCGAGGCGUCCAGCCCAAGGGGAAGAAUCUCCAAGAGCUGUUCCGAUCUUUGCUCCAAGAGGACUCGCGCGUGCGGGCCCUCUUUCCCCUCAUGAUCCAAGCAUCCGCUUGGAUCUACGGGCGCGAGGAUACAGAACAGGACGAGCGGAAGAGGCUGGAUGCCUUGCUUCUCCCUGUCCUCCUGCUGGCUUUCUCCGGCCUGGAUGCUGCAGAGGAGGCCGCCGGGCCGCUCCAGCGCUUGGAGGCCGCAGCGGCGGAGUUCUGCAAGGUGUCGGAGGAGCCGCUGCUGAAGGUCCCCGCAGGCGGUGCGGAAGCCGGCGAAGCAUGGGGUGCGCGGAUCGGGGCGGUGGCGCAGGCAGCCGAUGCCGAGGCUGCUGGGCGUCUGGCCGACCUGGCAGCCGAGGAGUCGAUUCUUGGAGGCCUCGGCAGCCAGACAGCCGCCGCCUUGGCGUUGGCCGCAUCACUCCCCCGGCUGCAGAAGAAGGCCCCACAGCUGGUGACCCGAGGUGCCACAGCCUGCCAGAGGCUCGCCAGGCUGUCGGAUUCCGCAGAGCUGAGGACGCUCUGGAAGGCCUGCGUGGAGGCUGCAGCCCCUGGCCCUUCCGGCCCCGUCCGGCGGAAGAGUGGCAAAAGCUCGACCGCCAGUGGUGCAGGUGAGGCCCCGGCGCGGGUCUUGUUGGAGGUGGCCCUGCAGCGGCCCAAGGUCUUCGCGGCAGACUUGCAGCUAAGCCUGCAGAACCAUGCGGCCGCGCUGAGACCAGCGCUGCUUCAGCUGGCGCUGGGAUCCGGGGGAAUGGAAGGCUCGCCUGCCAUCACCGCCAACGCACUUCUGCUUCUCCGCAGCCUCCUCGCCAGCUGGGGUGCUGACCAGAUGAUGCUAGUCCUGAUCCUGGCCCGCCUUGCGAGCGCAGAGGAGAGGCAAGUUCGCGCUGCCGCGGUGGCCCUGCUGGAGACUCUUCAGGAGGUGAAGAUCGCUCAGGAGUCCGGCAUCGACGCGUUAGUCGAGGAGAGGCUCUUGCUGCCGACUGCGUCUGUGGUGCCGGAGAAGGUGUGGCCCUCCUUGGGCCAGCAGCUGCCUGCCACGCUGUGGUCCACGCUCCUGGAGCGGAUCCUGAAGCAGAAGGCAGAGCUGGUACAGGACCCCAUAGCGGCCCAGAACGUCCUGCAGAAGCUCCUCGGCCUCAAGGGUGGCCUUCCGAAGACUUCACGGGAGCAGGCAUGCAGCUUCUGGCUGGUGGGCUUGGCGCGCCUGGCACCGGACCAGGCCGCGCUCCUCACCGCCCUCCCUGGCGCCCUGGCGCUGCGCAGCGUCCAGGAGCCUUUGGCCAAGACGGCGCAGUGGGCUGCAAAGUCCACAACGGCACCUGCCCUGCUGCUGGCUGCCAUGUCCCUCCUGCUGCACAUGGCCGGAGGUGCCAUGCUGAGCGCCGCCGAGAAGAUCCGGACUGCUGCCCAGGAAGCUGCGGUUGAGGCGUUGAGGCAGGUGGCUCUGCCUUUCUGCUUGGGCCUAGCAGAGGUCUGUGAGAAGGCCCAGGAGGCGCCGGCUUGGGAUUCCUCGCUGGUCCACCUGGCAAGCCGAACAUGUGCGGCGCUCAGCAAAGUGGCAGGGGCCUUGGCGGCGCAGUCGGUUCACGAGGAGGUGGUCGCCGAGUCCCUAAAGACACUCUUCAGGUUCAGCGUUGCCGUGCGUGGCUUAGCGCCGGCCGCGGACGAGAGCGGCUUCUCCUCGGUAGUUGCCACGGCCUCCUCUGCUUUGUCCGAGGCCCCAGCGAAGCCGUGGCUGGUGGAGAGGCUGCUGCAGGGCAGCGAGUUCCAGGGGAAGCGCCUCAAGGCGGCGCGCGGUGAGGUGGCAGCGGAGAUCCUUUGCGAGCAGGUGGCCAGCCUCGAAGCCUCCUUGGGUGAGGACGCCGCGGCGCUGCUCCGCAAGCUGGGGGAGGUGGUCAAGGAGGUCAUGCAAAGAUGGUUGAGGGCAGAUCCAGCUUCAAGCUGCAGCCGGAAGCCGGCCGAACAGCUGCUAGUCACGCUGCGGCGAGAGCAGGGAAUCGAGGUGAAGAGCCGGAGGAGCUGUGUUUCCUUUGGGCGGAUGACACUCUCCGCCACUGCCCUGGGCGAUGCGAUAAGCCUGCCCAGAUUUCGGGAGACCUACUUGUACAGAUGUUACGAGAGGAAUGUGCACUCAAGCGACGUGCUCACCAGUUCCGGGCUUCUGGACGAUGAUGAGGGCUUGGACCUCUCCCAGAUUAGAGUUCAGAGCGUCCCACAGCAGUUGAGCCUCUGCAUCCCGGCUUGCCCGUCAGUGCUCCCAGUUCUCAACGCCUGGGCCAGCACGGCCAUGAAAUCGCUAGCAGGAUUGGCAGGUGGCCUCCCGCUGGUUCAAGCCCUCCAAGCGCUCGGCGGCGGGGGCGGCGCUGCCUUAGACAUGCCGCUGAAGCUUGGGGGUGUCGGCUCCAUCGACGCCUUCCUGGAGGAGAGCGAGAAGUCUCUAGCCACUCACGUGGGGCUCUUUUCGCUGACCUCUGCUGUGAUGUUCAUCGGGUCCAUCAAGGGCCUGAACAAACACUCCACAGCGCGGGAGGGAAACUACAUGGGAAUGGUGGCCACUGCCCUGGGCAUCCUUUCCGUACUGCUAUCCCCUGGAUUUCACUCCGCCCAUAUCCGUUUCUUCCUAACCUUUCUAGCGGCCGGUGGAGUUGGCUAUGGCAUCGCCAGCACUGUGAAAAUGGAGGACAUGCCGCAGCUAGUUGCGGGCUUCCACUCCUUCGUGGGGCUGGCCGCGGUCUUCGCCGGCUUUGCAAGCUACUGCAACAUUGCGAACCCCUACACAGCGAUGAAGGCACUGGAAACGGUGGUAGGCAUCGCCAUCGGCUCACUCACCUUCACGGGCUCCGUGGUGGCUGCCGGGAAGCUGCACGAGGUAAUCCCAGGCAAGCCCAUCAUCCUCCCGCAGCGGUGGCUGCUGAAUGGUGGGGCCUUAGCAGGUAGCAUCGUCCUGACGGCCCUUUUCCUGAAUCCUGCCACCUACGCGUCGCAUGCGGGGUCGGCCCUCCUGCUUGCCAACACCGCCAUCUGGGGCUUCCUUGGGGUGAACAUGGUGCUUCCCAUCGGAGGAGCCGACAUGCCAGUGGUGGUGUCGCUGCUGAACGCUUUCAGCGGCCUGGCCACAAGCGCGGCCGGCUUCAUGCUUUCCAAUGACCUGCUCACCAUCUCUGGUGCUCUCAUCGCCUCAAGUGGUACGCUGCUCUCAGACAUCAUGUGCCGCGGGAUCAACCGCUCCAUGUACAACGUCUUGCUGGGAGGCUUCGGCACAGAUUCCACCAGUGCUGCGACGGCUGCAGCUGCUGGCGGCAGGGAAAAUGUGAGCGAGGUUUCUGCCGUCGGUUUCGUCGGCAUGCUCUUUGGGGCCAAGAAGGUGGUGAUCGUUCCGGGCUACGGGCUCGCAGUUGCAAGAUGCCAGCAAAAGCUGGCAGAGAUUGUAGCCAUGCUCAGGAAGCACAACGUCAUUGUGCACUUUGCCAUCCAUCCUGUUGCCGGUCGUAUGCCUGGCCACAUGAACGUCUUGCUGGCAGAGGCUGAUGUGCCGUAUGACAUUGUAAAGGAGAUGGACGAGAUCAAUGCUGAGCUGCCAACAUACGAUGUUGGCAUCGUGGUCGGGGCGAACGACAUUGUCAACCCAGCCACGCAGGACGACCCAAGCAGCCCGAUCUAUGGCAUGCCAGCUAUCGAGAUCUGGAAGUGCAAGCAGUGCGUGGUGCUGAAGCGAUCCAUGGGCACAGGGUACAGUGGUGUCGACAAUCCCCUCUUCUACCUGAGCAACGUAAAGAUGCUCUUCGGGGAUGCUAAGCAGUCAAUGGACAGCAUCAGCAGCUGCCUGGAGGACAGCCACGACCGCUUCACGGCCGCUGCGGGCGCCAGCUCCUCAGGGGACCAGCACGAUGCCACGCAAGGCGUCGAGCCGGAGGUCUUCCCCGAGGCAACGCGGGUCAUCGGCAUCGUCCGCGAGCGACUUCCAGGCGAAGCUCGUGUCAGCUUCGCUCCCUCAGCCGUCGUCAAGCUUCGGCGCAUGGGCUUUUCCAUCCUCUUGGAAGCCGGCUCUGGCACAGCCGCUGGCUUCACCGACGAGGAGUACACCAGGCACGGCGGCGUGCAGGUGGCGGAGUCCUCCGUGGAGGUCCUGAAGCAGGCCGACAUCAUCUUCAAGGUGACCGAGCCGCUCUUGGACGAAGUGCAGAUGCUGCAAGGGACCCAGACGAUGGUGGGCUUCUGGAACAUGUACGGCACCCAGGAGCUCCUUGCGGCUCUGGCGCAGACCUCUGCCUCGGUGGUGAACCUGGCCCUGGUGCCCCGCGUCUCGCGAGCGCAGAAGCUGGAUGCGCUGACCUCCAUGGCCAACAUCGCUGGCUACAGAGCCAUCCUCGAUGCCUUCGCCCGCUUCCCCCGCUUUAGCCGAGCAGGGUCCACGGCUUUUGGCUCCGUUCCGCCGGCAAAGGUCUUCGUGAUCGGCGCCGGGGUGGCCGGGCUCAGCGCCAUUGCCACAGCACACUCGCUUGGCUGCAAGGUCUUCGCCAACGAUGUGCGCGACGCCGCCCGGGAGCAGGUGGAGUCGAUGGGCGCGCAGUUCAUCGCCGUCGACGCGCAGGGCAUCGCAGGCGAGGGUGCGGGAGGCUAUGCCACGGUCAUGGGCGAGGACUUCACCCGUGCCCAGCUGGCCACGUACGCACGGGUCAUCCCCGACAUGGACGUGAUCGUGACCACGGCGAUGAUCCCGAACAGAGCAGCCCCCGAGCUGAUCACCAGCGAGAUGGUGGCCACCAUGCGCAAGGGCUCGGUGAUCGUUGAUCUGGCGGCACAGACCGGCGGUAACUGCGUCUACACUGAGCCGAACAAGGCGGUCGUCACACCGAACGGUGUGACAGUGGUGGGAGAAACAAACUACGCCUCCCAAAUGGCAUCACAGUCAAGUGAGAUGCUGGGAAGCAACUUCGCUGCCCUUCUCGAGGUCCUCGGAUCCGCCGAGAACUUCGGUGGGGAGCACUGGGACGACCCGGUGGUGAAGCCGGCUAUCGUGGCGCGAGGGGGCGCCGUCGUUUGGGACCCCAACCCGCCAAGGCCCCCGGCGCCCCCGGUGGGGAGCGCCGUGGAGGCCAACGUCGGCGGCUUCGGCGGCGCGUCGCCGGUGCCUCCCCCGGUCCCCGCAGAAGCCAAUGCCGUGGUGGCUUGGAUCCAGGAGCACAAGGACGAGUUGGCCCUGGGCGUCGGGGGGGCUGUCGUGCUUGGCCUCGGCCUGGCAGUUGACAUCCCAGAGGCAGAGGUCACGCACUUGGGCUACUUUGUCCUCUCGUGCUUGAUCGGAAACUUCACAGUGGCCGGCGUGACCCCGGCGCUGCACACUCCGCUCAUCAGCGUGACCAACGCCAUCAGCGGCAUCAUCGUCGUCGGGGGCAUGCUGCAGCUCAGUGGUCCCGUGCUCUCUGCGCGGGUGGCCUGCGCGCUGGCAGCUGUGUUCCUCUCCAGCGUGAACAUCGUGGGUGGCUUUGCCGUCACGGCCCGAAUGCUGGACAUGUUUCGCGAGGAUGCCAACCCCAAGAAGGCUCUGGCAGAGAGGUCCUGA